AAACAAAGGCAGAUGUGAGCCGUGUACAGGUCGGCCCGGAAAAGCUUCACACAAUAAAAGCACGCAAUCCGUAACCGAGCAGCGAUCCUCGGAGCUUCUUCAGUUCUCUUCCCUCUCAUUUUCGCACCACGUAACACCAGCGUGGGGACCACUGACAAGCGACCCGACGUCAUCACACCAGCCGGCACGCCCCCGUCCAGAGGUCAUUGGCUCGGCGCUUGUGAUUGACAUCGGCGCUGGGCCACUGACUCGCGCUGUGAUUGGUCGCUUGCUGCUGUUCCGCUUUCCUUGUUGCUGUAUGUGUGUAUUUGCUGCUGCAGCCUGCAAGUGGACUGACUGUGUCACAAGAACAAGUAGGUGCAGCUUCUGGUGCCAGCUGACAACAGGAGCCUGGUGUUUACUGUAAAGUCAUCUGUAGUUCAAACAUGACGACAGAAUCUCCCCGGCGCCCAAGUCGCUGCACAGGUGGCGUUAUGGUUCGACCACAGGCAGUCACGGAACAAUCCUAUAUGGAAAGUGUUGUUACAUUUCUCCAAGAUGUUGUUCCACAGGCAUAUAGUGGAUCACCUACAUUGGAAGAAAAAGAAAAAAUAGUUUGGGUCCGUUUUGAAAAUUCAGAUUUAAAUGAUGCAUACAGGAACAUGGAACUUCAUGAAAUGCAUAGCACUGGCAAUGACCCUCCUUUGCUUCUCAUGAUUGGGUAUACAGAUGGCCUGCAGAUUUGGAGCAUACCAGUCAGCGGUGAAGCACAAGAACUAUUUUCAGCCCGGCAUGGUCCUGUACGAUCUGCUCGAAUCUUACCAUCUCCUCAGAUUUGUGCUCAAAAAUGUGACAUGUUUUCAGAGAAGAGACCUCUUCUUGGAAUGUGCAAAAGUAUAGGGUCAUGCGGCACAAGCCAGCCUUUCUGCUGUGUGGAUUUGUACUCUCUACGGACUGGUGAGAUGGUGAAGUCGAUUCAAUUUAAAACUCCAAUCUAUGACUUGCAAUGCAAUCAGAGGGUACUGGUGGUAGUUCUACAAGAGAAGAUUGCUGCUUUCGACAGCUGUACAUUCACAAAGAAGUUCUUUGUAACAAGCUGCUAUCCAUGUCCUGGGCCGAACAUGAAUCCUAUUGCUUUGGGGAGUCGUUGGCUUGCAUAUGCUGAAAAUAAGCUUAUCCGGUGCCAUCAGUCUCGUGGAGGAGCAUGUGGGGACAAUAUUCAGUCUUAUACUGCCACCGUCAUUAGCGCUGCUAAAACUCUGAAGACUGGCCUUACGAUGGUUGGGAAAGUUGUUACCCAACUUACUGGUACACUGCCUGCUGGUUCUUCAGAUGAAGACUUGUCAUCUCACAGCAAUUCCAGGCGUAGCCCUCUUGCCCCUGGAGUCAUUACUAUCAUUGACACAGAAACUGUUGCUGAGGGACAGGUUGUUGUCAGUGAAGAUUCUGAUGGUGAAGGCAUUGCAGCUCAUUUUCCUGCACAUGAAAAACCAAUUUGUUGCAUGGCGUUUAAUCCCAGUGGGAUGCUUCUUGUCACGUCAGACACACAGGGACAUGAUUUCCAUGUAUUCCAAAUACUCACCCACCCAUGGUCAUCCUCACAAAGUGCUGUGCACCACUUGUACACCCUGCAUAGAGGAGAAACCGAAGCUAAGGUGCAAGACAUUUGUUUCAGCCAUGACUGCCGAUGGGUAGUGGUGAGCACCCUCCGUGGCACCUCCCACGUAUUCCCAAUAAACCCCUAUGGUGGUCAGCCAUGUGUCCGGACACAUAUGUCUCCCCGCGUGGUAAACCGCAUGAGUCGAUUUCAGAAGAGUGCAGGUCUGGAAGAGAUUGAGCAGGAACUGACUUCAAAGCAAGGAGGCCGCUGCAGUCCUGUGCCAGGCUUGUCCAGCAGUCCUUCUGGCUCUCCUUUACAUGGUAAACUUAAUAGCCAAGACAAUUACAACAAUUUCACGAACAACAACCCAGGGAACCCACGCUUGUCACCACUUCCUAGUUUGACUGUGGUCCUGCCUCUAGUUCAAAUAAAGCAACCAAUGACACUGGGAACCAUCACAAAGCGCACAGGACCUUACCUGUUUGGAGCAGGAUGUUUUUCCAUCAAAGCUCCUUGCAAAGUCAAGCAAGCUCCUCAGAUUUCCCCAAGCAAGUCUUCAGGAGGAGAAUUUUGUGUCUCUGCAGUGUUUGGAUCCUCCCGAUCCUGGUUUGCAAACAAUCAAGGUAUUAAGAGAGAUAAAGACCAAUCUAAGCAGUAUGUGGUGGAAUCUCUUUAUAUCAUUAGCUGUUAUGGGACUUUAGUAGAGCAUGUGCUUGAACCUCGACCUCUAAGUACUGCACCAAAGAUAAACGAUGACACACUUUUGGAAAUGUGGACUUCACCACGUGCAAGUUGGACCCUAGUUAGGACUCCACAAUGGAAUGAGUUACAACCACCUUUCAAUGCAAAUCAUCCCUUGUUGCUGGCAUCCGAUGUGGUGCAGUAUUAUCAGUACCUUCUGGCUGGAUUGGUUCCUCCUGGAAGUCCUGGUCCCAUCACACGGCAUGGUUCUUAUGACAGCCUGGCGUCAGACCAUAGUGGCCAGGAGGAUGAAGAAUGGCUUUCACAGGUUGAAAUAGUGACUCACACUGGACCUCACAGACGUCUAUGGAUGGGACCUCAAUUUCAAUUUAAAACUAUCCAUCCCUCUGGACAAACAACAGUGAUUUCCUCUAGUUCUUCGGUGCUUCACUCACAUGGCCCAAGUGACAUCCCUCAACCACUGCUAGAUUUUGAUACAGAUGACCUUGACCUAAAUAGCCUCAGGAUCCAACCAGUGCGCUCUGAGCCAGUUAGCAUGCCUGGGUCUCCUCGUCCUGUAUCUGAUCGCAGAGGGGUAUCGACGAUUAUUGAUGCCAGCUCAGGAGCCUAUGAUCGUAGCGUCACUCUUCUGGAAGUGUGUGGGAGCUGGCCUGAGAGCUUUGGGUUGCGCCACAUCUCUUCCAUUGAAAGCACAGAUGAAGGUCUCCGUGAGCGAUUGGCUGACGCUAUGUCCGAGUCCCCUAACCGAGAAGUGGUGGUAUCAGGAACAGAACUACAGCGAGACGGAAGCAUAGAGACACUAAGUAACAGCUCUGGAUCUACCAGUGGUAGCAUUCCUCGCACCUUUGACGGUUACAGGACGACUCUGCCAAGCAACGAAAGUCAACCGCUCAGCCUGUUCCCAUCAGGACUUCUAUAGCAUAAAAAAAUGAAGAAACAUUUUCAUACUUACUAUUCAAAUUUUCAUGUAAUUUAAUGUAUAAUGUGCUUCCUUCUUCUCUUCAAGCUUUUUCUUAUUAGACUGUAUAUGUUGGAGUUCAUCAUUUGCAUAGAACAUUAGAUUGGAAGUAAGAAAUGCAGUGCAUUCCUUUUAGUCUUUAUUUGGCAUCAGUGAUUAGGAUAUGCUUUAAACACUAUUAGAACUGAGACAAUCUAAAUGUGACUUCUACCUUCCUGUGUUUUCUGCAGUGGCAUGACAUACACUGGUGAUUCUGGCAUAUAUAUUUAUUCGGAGAUAUCAUUUAAUGGGAAAUGCACAUUAUGUGUGAUAUUACUGUACUGAAUUUAAUAGCAAAUGCAUCAUGUGUGUUUAGCUAUACAAAGCUGUGCAUAUGAUUCUCAGUUGACACGGGUGUGACUAUUGUGUCUCCAUUUUGUUUUAUUAAUUUUAGAUUAUCAAGGGGUGAAGUGUUUUAUUUUUUUUAGGUAGUAACUCAAAUAACUACAAAUUGAGCUAUUGCCAUAAAAAUC
Messenger RNA from Rana temporaria (common frog), 3751 nucleotides. RefSeq names its product BCAS3 microtubule associated cell migration factor (gene BCAS3). Gene Ontology annotation, cellular component: cytoplasm. Gene Ontology annotation, molecular function: protein binding. Gene Ontology annotation, biological process: response to starvation; autophagy. The transcript is spliced from 25 exons. Bases 426 to 3200 code for a protein of 924 amino acids. NCBI's taxonomy places the organism in Eukaryota, Metazoa, Chordata, Amphibia, Anura, Ranidae. The record is from RefSeq and is a predicted model, not a curated record.